CUCGCUCCUCCGCGUCCACUCCCAGCCCCCGCCGCACCCACCAGCCUCUGCGCGCGCCCACCAUGUCGACGCACAGCUCCGAGAAGGACAAGGCGUACGGCGCCAUGCACAAGACCAACUCGCCCGUCGACGAGAAGGCGCCGGCGCCCGUGCUGCGCGCCGCCGCCAGCGAGAUCACGACGUGGUCGCUGCUGCUCGGCCUUGCCAUCUGCAUGGGUGGCUUCCUCUUCGGCUACGAUAUCGGUGUCAUCUCCGGCUGCCUCGUCAUGCCUGACUUCGUGCGCCGCUUCGGCGGCGUGUACGUCGCGCGCGACAACAGACUCGAGCUGCCCGACGACAUCUCCUCCCUCAUCACCGCCACGCUCAGCGUCGGCACUUUCGUCGGUGCCCUCGCCCAGGCGCCCGUCUCCGACCGCUGGGGCCGCAAGGUCUCGAUGAUCAUCUGGGCCUUCUUCUUCCUCGCCGGUGCUGUCGUGCAGACCGCCGCCUCGACCCACGUUGAGCAGCUGUACGCCGGCCGUGUGCUCGCCGGUCUCGGCGUCGGUGCGCUCUCCGGUCUCUGCCCGCUCUACCUCUCCGAGACGGCGCCCAAGGCCGUGCGCGGUCUCAUGAUCAGCUGCUACCAGUUCAUGAUCAUCCUCGGCAUCUGCGUCUCGUACGGCAUCACGUGGGCCAGCAACAACCGCAACGAGGACCAGGUCGGCUGGCGUGUCCCGAUUGGCUUCCAGAUCUUCUUCGCCGUCGCCCUCAUCGCCCUCAUGCUGCCGCUGCCCGAGUCGCCGCGCUGGCUGCUGCAGCGCGAGCGCGACGACGACUGCCGCCGCGUCAUGGCCAACAUGCGCGGCCUCACGCUCGACAACACGGCCGCGGGCCUGCGCGGCAGCCCCGCCAUGGAGCAGGACUUCGAGGACAUGGCCGAGGGCAUCCGCGCCGAGGCCGACGCGUUUGCCGGCACCAACUUCUUCACCGCCUACGCGCUCUGCUUCUCGCGCAAGAACCAGAUGUGGCGCCGCACCGGCACGGCGAUGCUCAUGCAGCUCCUGCAGCAGCUCAACGGCCAGAACUUCUACUACUACUACGGUCCGAUCUUCUUCAGCCGCGCCAACGUCGCACUGCAGCCGCUGCAGAUCCAGUUCAUCUUCGGCAUCGUCUCGCUCAUCUGCACGAUCCCGGCCCUCUACCUCAUUGAGCGCAUCGGCCGCCGCAAGAUGCUCAUCACCGGCGCCAUCGUUGAGGGAUCAUGCGCCUUCAUCGUCGCCUUCCUCGGCCGCUACGCCCUCGCACCCACCGGUGUCACCCCCAACUCGUCGCAACUCGCAAGUGGUAGAGCGUUCAUUGCAGCGGCUGUGAUCCACCUUGCCGGUUUCUCGAUGACUUGGGGCCCCGUGCCGUGGGCGCUGUGCGGAGAGCUCUUCCCGCAGCACCUGCGCGCCAAGUCGAUCUCCCUGGCCUCUGCGACGAACUGGCUCUGGAACUUCCUCCUCUCCUUCUUCUCGAACAAGGUCGCCUCGAAGUACGGCACCUUCAUCAUGCUCAUCUUCGGCUCGAUCCUCUUCACCGCGGCGAUCAUCGUCUUCCUGAUCGUGCCCGAGCUCAAGGGCCUCACUCUGGAGCAGGUCGACGAGAUGUUCGAGGACCGCUCGAUCAAGCCGUGGAACAGUGGCAAGUGGAUGCCGACGACGGGCGCGCAGAACCGCGACACCCUCAGCGGCCUGCCGUGGCAGAAGAAGAAGAACCACAGCGAGCUCUAAGGGCAAGCUUCAGGGUCUCCUUUCGCUGCUCUCCUUGUCACAUUGCAUCUGGUGCGUCCAGGAGGCUCGAUCGUACGGUCCACGCCUCGGGACGAGACGCGCGUCCAUCCCCUUCCCACCUCUCCCGCUUGCGUCAAAUGUACUUUCAUACCUGCUCCGGGGCUCCAGCUACGAAUCAAUCAGUACCGCUG
Messenger RNA from Tilletiopsis washingtonensis, 1942 nucleotides. Its product is annotated as general substrate transporter. Gene Ontology annotation, biological process: transmembrane transport; carbohydrate transport. Gene Ontology annotation, cellular component: plasma membrane. The record is from RefSeq and is a predicted model, not a curated record. Gene Ontology annotation, molecular function: carbohydrate:proton symporter activity. NCBI's taxonomy places the organism in Eukaryota, Fungi, Basidiomycota, Exobasidiomycetes, Entylomatales. Bases 63 to 1751 code for a protein of 562 amino acids. The transcript is spliced from 5 exons.